Messenger RNA from Maudiozyma saulgeensis, 1098 nucleotides. NCBI's taxonomy places the organism in Eukaryota, Fungi, Ascomycota, Saccharomycetes, Saccharomycetales, Saccharomycetaceae. The record is from the annotation of a GenBank genome assembly.
AUGUCCUCUCCUAUGUUCAAUGCCGAUGGCACUACCAACCAAUCUGAAGAUGUUAGAAUUUUGGGUUACGACCCAUUAGUCUCUCCAGCUUUGUUACAAGUACAGAUCCCAGCUACCCAAAAAUGUCUGGAGACCGCUCAACACGGUAGAAAGGAUUCCAUUGAGAUCAUUUCCGGCCGUGACGAUAGAGUUCUUGUCAUUGUUGGUCCAUGUUCCAUUCAUGAUUUGGAUGCUGCUCAAGAAUACGCUUUAAAAUUGAAAAAAUUAGCUGAUGAAUUGAAAGGUGAUUUAUUGAUUGUUAUGAGAGCCUACUUAGAAAAACCAAGAACCACUGUUGGUUGGAAAGGUUUGAUUAAUGAUCCAGAUGUGAAUAAUUCUUUCAAUAUUAACAAAGGUUUACAAGCCGCUAGACAAUUAUUCGUCAAUUUAACUUCUAUUGGUCUACCUAUUGGUUCCGAGAUGCUAGAUACCAUCUCCCCACAAUAUUUAACCGAUUUGUUAUCCUUCGGUGCCAUUGGUGCCAGAACUACCGAAUCUCAAUUACAUAGAGAACUGGCCUCUGGUCUAUCUUUCCCAAUUGGUUUCAAGAACGGUACUGAUGGUACUCUUGAUGUUGCUGUUGCCGCUUGUCAAGCUGCUUCUCACCCACAUCAUUUCCUAGGUGUCACCAAACAUGGUGUUGCUGCCAUUACUACCACAAAGGGUAACGAACAUUGUUUCGUCAUCUUAAGAGGUGGUAAGAAGGGUACCAAUUACGAUGCUAAAUCUGUUGCCGAAGCUAAGGCUCAAUUACCAGCUGGUUCCAACGGUAUCAUGAUCGAUUACUCUCACGGUAACUCCAACAAGGACUACAGAAACCAACCAAAGGUUAAUGAUGUUGUUUGUGAACAAAUUGCUGCUGGUGAAAAAUCUAUCAUUGGUGUCAUGAUCGAAUCCAACAUCAAUGAAGGUAGACAAGACGUCCCACCAGAAGGUAAGGCCGGUUUAAAAUACGGUGUCUCCAUCACUGACGCUUGUAUUUCUUGGGAAACUACUGAUGCUGUCCUAAGAAAAUUGGCUGCUGCCGUUCAACAAAGAAGAGCUGUCAACAAGAACUAA